AAAUGGAUAAAAUUAGGAAAAACAUAUAACAAGAUUAUAAAAAAAAUAAAAAGUAAAAAGUAUUACAAAUAAAAAGAAGUCCUUUGCUCUCUCUUUCUCUCUCUCACACAGCGACGGGACGGCUCCUCAGAAAUCGACAUUAGAAUCAGGUAAUUGCUUUCCAAAAUGCCUACUCUUCAAACUUCACUUCCUCCUGAACUCGCCAACAAUGCCAUUAGGCUUUACCGUGAAUGCCUACGAAGAGCGAAAUAUAUCGGUCAUCGGCAACAUAACACACAGCUUCUUGUUGAUAUGGUGAGACAACAGUUUAAGAAAAACCUACAUGAGACAGAUCCUGAUAAGGUUCAAAAGUUAAAGGACGAUGCUGCAAGGGGACUUAUAAAUCACAUACUGUAUGAGUCUGAGAAAAUUUCUGGUCGAAAAUUUACCAAGACUCCUCCUAAAGAAGCUUAAUUUGUAUAAUCCCAGAUGAUUCAGUUUGUUUAUUAGUGCUCGGUUUGGCAGAUCAAGCAUAUAGACACGACCUUCCAAGAUUUUUAUGAUGGUUGUAUUAAAUUGUUGAAAUAAAAAAAGUUGUAGAAAAUUGCUCAAUUGCUUUCCCUAUCUGCACUCUUUUUCAUAUCAAUAGUGCUCAAGUUUCUUAUAACUAUUUUCUAGUUUCUGGCAAAUGAUUCAGUGUCUCAUUAACUCAUCUUUUGGCAGAUAAUGAUUCCUAAAUUAUGCCUUCUUGUGGCUGAUUCUUGACUUUUGUAUCAGUUUAGAACUAAUAAACCCGGGAAGGAAUCAGUCAAUUUUAUUGUGGUUA
Messenger RNA from Medicago truncatula (barrel medic), 805 nucleotides. RefSeq lists its product as uncharacterized. The transcript has 5 exons. The record is from RefSeq and is a predicted model, not a curated record. Lineage: Eukaryota; Viridiplantae; Streptophyta; Magnoliopsida; Fabales; Fabaceae. The coding region runs from base 166 to 453 and encodes 95 amino acids.